This is a messenger RNA of Penicillium verhagenii, 1164 nucleotides long. Its product is annotated as 3' exoribonuclease family protein. The record is from RefSeq and is a predicted model, not a curated record. Gene Ontology annotation, cellular component: nuclear exosome (RNase complex); cytoplasmic exosome (RNase complex). Gene Ontology annotation, biological process: nuclear polyadenylation-dependent rRNA catabolic process; U5 snRNA 3'-end processing; exonucleolytic trimming to generate mature 3'-end of 5.8S rRNA from tricistronic rRNA transcript (SSU-rRNA, 5.8S rRNA, LSU-rRNA). The transcript has a single exon. Bases 1 to 1164 code for a protein of 387 amino acids. Lineage: Eukaryota; Fungi; Ascomycota; Eurotiomycetes; Eurotiales; Aspergillaceae.
AUGACUUCCUCAGAUACGGCAGCACCUUUGGUGCCCCCAUCACUCUCUUUACCCCCGUCACAAUUUGCUCGUCUGCAACCACACGCCUACCUACUCGCUCAUCUUUCCCCGCCACCAGCAACGAACCAACCUUCCGUCCGAGCGAAUGGCCGCGCUACGUCCCAAUUCCGAGUCACAUCCGCCAAUGCAGGCUCCCUGACCCACACAAAUGGCAGCGCUGUGGUCCGUAUCGGCGACACAGCUGCUGUAUGCGGUGUUCGCGCAGAGCUUCUUCACACCGAGGAUAUUGCAUCGUGGAGCGUAUCCGAGUCUUCGUCCGCUACAAACAACACAUCCAACGGAGAUGGUAGCGAACAAAGCGAAGAGGACCGCUCUCAUAUCGAAGACCUCAAUUUGCUCGUCCCUAACCUCUCCCUGAGCACCGGUUGCGCACCGGGCUUUAUUCCUUCUGCUCCACCUUCUGCCCUAGCCCAAUCACUUUCACAUCAGAUUCUGUCGCUUCUUCACAGCUCACGUAUCGUCAAGGCGGAUGAUUUGCGCAUUUGGUACCAACCACCAAACCUGGGACCGGAGGAUUCAGAACGUGAUAAUGAAAUGGAUGUGGAUGGUCAAGGCACUGGCAGUACGGAAACCCAGCCUCGCGAGAUCAAGGCUUUCUGGGUACUUUACAUUGAUAUCAUGAUCAUCUCGCUUGCGGGUAAUGCUUUCGAUGCGGCGUGGGCAUCUGUUCUGGCUGCGCUGCGCGAUACAAAGUUGCCCAAGGCUUGGUGGGAUGUGGAUAACGAUACCAUUCUUUGCUCAGAGGAUAUCAACGAAGCUCACAAGCUUUCACUCCGCGGUAUGCCGAUUGCUAGCUCGUUCUGUGUUUUCGAGGGUGACGCCGCUGCAGGAUGGCGCGCUGUUGCUAUCCCGGAUGCCGAGAAGAAGAAGCAGCAGAAGGGCGCCCAGGCUAGGUGGAUUCUUGCGGAUCCUGAUGGAUAUGAGGAAAACUUGACACAAGAAAAGGCUGUUGUUGUUGUUGAUAAGGAGAAUGAUGGAAAGACUGUUAUUUUGAAGAUGGAGAAGCUCGGUGGAUGGACCAUUGAUACGGAAGAGCUCCGACAAUUGGUUGAUAUCUCAUCGCAGAGAUGGGAUCAGAUGAAACAGAUACUAGGACAAUGCUGA